AUGGUUUCGCGGAACACGUUGCUUUCCCUACUUGGAACUCUAGCCUUCUGCUCAGUCGUUGUCCACGCCGAAGAUUCUGUUGAUGGCGAGGUGUCGGAAGAGCAGGAUAUGGCGAAAACUGAAGAUGAUGAUUUACUGAUCACAUCUUCGGCCGAUGCUGUUGUGUCGUUCAUUUUCACACAACCUUACAGCGCAAAUACAGCCAAAGAGCUGUAUGGUGGCAAGGCCGUCAAAUUUCUGAUUGGAUUUCAAAAUCGGGGCGAGAAAGAUUUCAUUGUCAAACAUUCGGAAACUUCUUUUCGAUACCCCAUGGACUUCAGUUAUAAUCUUCAAAAUUUCACAUUUGGUCAGUAUAAUCGUCGUGUUGCGCCUAAAGAGGAAGUCACUCUUGACUAUGCGUUCUUUGCUCAUGAAAGUUUUGCUGGUCGGCCUCUCGGUCUUGUCGUAGACCUCCAUUAUGAGGAUUCGGAGGGACAUUAUGUUACCAACGUCUUUAAUGAGACAGUUACGAUUCUCGAAGACGAUUCUGCAUUUAACACUGAGACUGGCUUCAUGUAUUUAAUUUUUACUGCAUUUAUUGUUGUUCUUCUUUUGGUUGGGUACCACUUUAUAAAUAAGUUUACGCGUAAGGCCGGAAUGCAAAAGAAGCGUCAGCCGGUCGUAGAGCAAGGGACGACCAAUUCGGAAGUUGAUUUUGAAUGGAUACCUCGAGAAAUUCUCAAACAUAACGAAAAGAAGUCACCGAAGCCAAGUUCUCCACGUAAUAAUGAUUUUCGACUUGUCAUCUUUUUCGACGAUCAUUACGUGAUGGGAACAGAAGCGGACCGUGCGGACGAAGAGAUCUGUAAAGAAGCCUCGAAUUUUACGAAGAUAUUUUACGAUGCUAUGGAUCGAAAGAGGGAGAAGAUCAAUUAUUUGUACUGUGACAGUGGCGCGACAUUAGUUUGGAACGGCAAUCCCGUCUCGGGAUGCGACAACAUAUUCAAGUUUAUUUCGUCACUACCGGAGACUGAUCAUCACUUGGUGUCUGUGGACGUGCAACGCAUAAAUGCUGGUCUUCCGGGAUCAACGGAUUUGCUCACGAUCACAACUGCAGGCACUGUCAUCCUUGGAGGCACAGUGCACGAUGAAUGGGCAAGUGUUACAAGCGACUCAGUUUUAGCGAUUGCUUUGUGCUCAGCGGUUAGCGAGGCUCGAAAUUUGGAAUUGCCUCUUGUUGAGAAGCAGGAGGGGCCAGAGACAAUGGCGGAAUUACGUUCCUCAUACUCUAGUGUAACAGCUCGUACGUCUAGUCUUCAUGACGCUUGUGAUCGUGCAUUGGCUUAUCAGACGGCAUUAGCCGCAGGUGCAGAACAGAUUCAAACGAAUUUACACUUCUUCAAGCAAGCCGAUAUCAUCAUGAAGAAGUUAAAUAACACGACGAAAAUAUCCGUCACUGGUCAAAUGUUCACUGGUAUUCUCGCAACAAUCGACGAAUGUCUUGCAUUUCUUCGUCAGCAUCCAGAAUACAAGGAGUCUGCAGCGUACAUAGUUAAGUAUGAGCAAUGCCUUAGUAGAGCAUUGACUUGGAUUCGCGUUGGUGUUAUGGCAGAUAUUGAGGCAUCCAUAAAUGAUGUCAGAGAUAGACAGUCUCAGUUACAGGUGGAUUACGCGAAAUUGGGCCGAGGUGGAGCCGAUGACGAUACUUUUGCUUUGCUUUAUGGUGUUUUUGCGACUAGAGCGAGUUCUGUCAAGGCAGCCCUCUCAGUGGCUGAGCAGAGGUUUUCUCAUGUAACAGAAUUUAAAGCAAUGUUGAAUGAAUGUUAUCAAGCCUAUUUUAACACAAGGCAGCAACUUUUAACACCGAUCAUACAGGCAACAUUGACGCAGAUGUUCAGUUCCUGUCCGGAUUCUUCAUGCGCGCUAACACGCCAGAGCUGUAACUUUAUAUUUGGACUUUGUGAUGACGAAUUUCGACUCUAUCGACAGUUCUUCUCGACUUCUCAAUUGUCAGGCCGCUCUUCAUCUCGUUUAGAUCGUAGCAGCAGUCCUGUAUCAUCAAUUGCGUCGUCACGUCCGCAGAAACUCGAUAAACUGCAUCCGUUUGAAGAAUUCAUAGAGGCAAUUUGUCGAGUACUGUACGACAUGCUACGUCCAAUCAUUGAAAUGAUAGAAGAGCGCUGCUCGGUGUUCCCUUCCAUACUCGCAGACGAAUGUACUUCGUUUGAUCCACGAUCAGGAUUUAUUCGAGUAAUUGAGGAACUUGUUGGAGAUGUAGCAGAAAGAAUUGUCUACAGAGCAUCCUUAUACGGGCAAACAGAUAUUGCUAACUAUAAACCGGCAGCUGGAGAUCUAGCAUACCCUGAAAAACUUGAAAUGAUGAAAAGUAUUGAGAUGGCGGAACGUAAGAACAAAGUCGCUGAUGGUGAAAGCUGUGAAUCAGGUAAUGUACAAAAAGAUUCUUCUUCUGAUCGUCCUAGUUCGGCUCCGAUCUCUGCAGUUGAUCUUCAUUGUUUGUGGUAUCCAACAGUACGACGAACGAUCAUGUGCCUUGCAAAGCUAUACAGGUGUUUGGAUGUGGCUGUGUUUCAAUCUCUUGCUCGAGAUCUUUUAACAAUGUGCUGCGACUCUUUAGAAGCAGCUGCUUCACAAAUCUCCGUUUCCCCUUCGAAGAAGACUAGUCAUACGAAAAUACUGGAUGCGGAGCUUUUUCUUGUCAAGCACUUGCUUAUUCUUAGGGAGCAAACAACUCCAUAUAGGCAGGGAGCAUACAAGAAUGACAUUAGUCUGCCCACUCUUGAUUGCUCAAUAGAUUUUGCGAAGAUGAAAAGCUCACUGUUGGACGACAAGAGUCGAUGGUUUGAAAUCAGUUCGAACAACGCCUUUCUCGAACUACUUUUUUCGGUUCCUAUCCUUGUCACAGAGCAAAGCGGUGAUAUUCGUCGUGUUAUAGACACAAAGCUACGUACUCGUUGUAAUCAGCUGAUUGAUAUAAGUGCUGAUAUUAUCGUAGGACCGUUACUGAAAUGGGUGGAUAUGGCUGAAGAUGAGCUCUUAAAACCGGACUUUGAUGUUAGGAAGCAUCCUGAACUUGCUCCAGCAAAACUCAAUGAUUUAUCAAAUAUUGUUAUGAAAGCACUAUCGCAGAAAUGGCCUGAGCUUUGCACAACGUACUCCCUAUACAUUGGCGUUCCUGAAACGGAGGCGAUUUUGUUGUCGCCGGUCCGGAAACGAAUUGCAAGCACGUUCGCAAGGGCGUUGUCGUUUGCGACACGAGCAUACAACGAUGAAGGAAGGGCUAUAGCUGCCGUACCAACUGUACAACAUGUCUAUUUACUUUUGAAUAAGGAGUGA
Messenger RNA from Angiostrongylus costaricensis, 3333 nucleotides. The record is from the annotation of a GenBank genome assembly. Lineage: Eukaryota; Metazoa; Nematoda; Chromadorea; Rhabditida; Metastrongylidae.